CGUGCUCGGCCCCUCCGCCACCCCUUGCUAAGGGAGGCUGGGCAGCGAGACUGUGCCUGACACGGGGCUCGGUCCCCAAGCCCACUAAGUGGACACAGGGACUGACGGCCAGACUUGUCCUCCACCCCACUGGCGGGCAUGGUGGUGGCUCAGCCACCCACACACAAACAAACGCCAUCAAACAGCAAAAGAGCAGAGAAACACCGCCCCAGCAGCAGGGAGCUACGGCAGGAGGAUGGCAGCUCCCCGGGGCCGGCUGUGAGCCAGGCAAAUCUGGGCCACAGGCUGGGGGCGUGGCUCAGGGGUAAAGUGAAGUACGAAGACCCAAGUUCGAGUCCCCAGGGUCCACCCGGAAGCCAGCACAGUGUCUGUGCACCAGUACCUAUACCUGUCGUGUCCUGGGCAGCUGGGGGCAGCGGGAGUUGGCAGGACGGCCCAGCCGGUCAGUGAGGCCCAGGUUCUCUGAGAGGCCCCUGCCUCAUACAGGGUGGGGAGCGACCGAGGAAGACACCCAGCCCCGUGACAUCACCCCCGUGACAUCACCACAAUAGACGGGGCAGGGGACAUAGAACUGAGCCCCAGCACUGGGGUUACAGCUCGGUUGUCGUCAGGAGUUUGGGGUGCUGAUGUGGGUCCCACGUGGCACAUUUCCGCCUGGGCUCUCUUUGCAGCUGCCUGGCACACGUCCCUUUACAUGGCUGCAUAGUACUCUGCUCAGGGACACAGCAUGACUUCAUCCAGAUGCUGGGGUGGGAGCCAGAGUCUCCGGAAUGCGAAGCCCCACUCUGCCGCCGGUGUGUGUGUGUGUGUGUGUGUGUGUGUGUGUGUGUGUGUGGACGGCACCUGGGAGAAUUGCCUUGCACACAGGGCCUAGGGCGCCGUCUUCAGUGCUUAUCCGGAGCAGGAAGAGGCCCCCCACACAGCGUGGCCACAUUGUCGCUGGCACUGAGAGCUCCGGGCUGUGAAGACUGACUCCAUGCCGCUGUGUGGCGGCCGCCCCAUGACAUGGGGGAUUCUCUGUCCUCACCAGCACCUCAGUGCUGACUGAACUCAGUGCAUCAGGCGGGGAGGGGGUGGUGGUGGGGCAGGGCGUGGCUGUCCCCGAGAACCAGGUCUCAACCAGGGCGUGCCUCGCACGGGGCUCAGGGAGUCAGGGCGAGCGGACGCAGGGCCCCGGACGGACUCUGGGCCCCACGUGGGUCAGAGGAAGGGGCACUCAGGGGUCGGUGGGGUGGGGCUCAGCGCAGGGAAGGCACCGAGGCCGGGGUCAGGGCUCCGGUUCGCGGUCUGGCUCAGAUUUUGGCUCAGCCCGGGUCAUAGACACCUGUGAUUGACACCCAGGCUGGGUCACGCCCCUCUCCCGGCCCCUCCCUCGUGGCCCCCUGGUGGUGGUGACCCUGGUCGCAGGGUGCCGGAAGUGGGGUCCCUGCCCACUCCCGCCCUACCCUUCCUGGAACCCCACCCCCAGAGGUACACCCGACGCCCUCAGGCCUGCUGGAGGGGGCUGGUGACACCCACAGGCCGGGGUCGCGGGUCACAGCCACCCCAGCUCCUGAGGGAGACCCCGUUUCCCCACCCUUCCUCAGCUCCUGACUCUGUCGCCCCCUGCCCAGUUCCCUGAUGUACACAACCUUCCUGCCUCAGUUUCCCCUGCUAGCAAAGCCGAAUGCAAAACCCUCUUUAGGCUGGGCGCAGCCUUUAAUCCCAGCACUCGGGAGGCAGAGGCAGGCGGAUUUCUGUGAGUUCGAGGCCAGCCUGGUCUACAGAGCGAGUUCCAGGACAGCCUCCAAAACAAUACAGAGAAACCCUGUCUCGGAAAAAACAAAACAAAAAAUAAAUAAAUAAACAAAAGCCGUCUUUAGUCGGCGCUGUCCAGGGGUUGCAGGUGCUCUCGCACAUUGAUUAGGCGCCUGUUGUGUUUGGGUGACAUUAAUUAAGCACCUACUUUGUGUGGAUGGCACAGGGUUAUUGUGGUUGUUGUUGUUUGAAGACAAGGUCUCUCUGAUAUGUAGACCAGGCUGGCCUGGAACUCAUGGAGAUCUGCCUGCCCUUCCUCCCAAGUGCUGGGACAAAGGCUGCACUGCUACACUCACCGUGGCACACACUUAUUAAACAUUGCAAACACUGAUUAAGCACCAGUGAGUGGCUCAGUGGGCAAAGAUGCUUGGGGGCCAAGUCCUGAGGACAGAGGUCCGUUCUGAGACCCACGCGGCCCCAUAGGUCCAUCCCUGACCCGGCAUGCGCUGUCCCUACACACCAAAAACAAACAAGGGUAACGAACAGUUUAAAAAGUCCACGAAGCACCCGCUGUGCGUUUGGGUGACAGUUCCUUGCUGCGCACCAGUGACAAACGUUUAUGAUGGAACUUCUGUGCGUGGUGACAAGCAUAUAAAUUAGCAAGCUGGGAGACACUUGGGGCUGGGCUGGCAUUAGGCGGUGCCCACUGUCCCGUAGUGAUAGCCCCCUCCCCAUGCACUGGCUCCCAUCCUCAGGACCCUGGGGGGCACUGAGCAGGGGCGGGGGGUGCCGGAAGGCUCCUCCUGUCCCCCUCAACCGUUGUUCAGGAUGCCCCUCCCUGCCCUAGACUCACCCCCACCCACCCAGAGGCACCUUGAGCAUACAUAACAGGAAAUUUCAAACAACAGGAAACCCAGGCCAGGCUGCGACUCCACCCUGCCAGGGGCCUCUGUCAGUAUGUCCCCGGGGGAGGCCAUGAACAUCAGCACCUGGUCCUGUCACCGGCUGGCGGCCAGCGGUCACAGCCUCCUCAUUGUCCUGCACUACAACCACAGUGGGCGGCUGGCCGGCCGCGGGGGCCCCGAGGACGGUGGCGGGCUGGGGUCGCUGCGGGGACCGUCGGUGGCUGCCGGCUGCCUGGUGGUGCUGGAGAACGCCGUGGUGCUGGCCGCCAUCGCCACCCGCAUGCGCUCGCGCCGCUGGGUCUACUACUGUCUGCUGAACAUCACCCUGAGCGACCUGCUCACCGGCCUGGCCUACGUGGUCAACGUACUGCUGUCGGGGACGCGCACCUUCCAGCUGUCCCCUGCGCACUGGUUCCUGCGGGAGGGCCUGCUCUUCAUGGCCCUGGCCGCAUCCACCUUCAGCCUGCUCUUCACGGCGGGGGAGCGCUUCGCCACCAUGGUGCGGGUGGCCGAGAGCGGGGCCACCAAGACCAGCCGUGUGUACGGCUGCAUCGGGCUGUGCUGGCUGCUGGCGGCCACGCUGGGCCUGCUGCCCCUCCUGGGCUGGAACUGCGUGUGCGCCUUCCCACGCUGCUCCAGCUUGCUGCCCCUCUACUCCAAGGGCUACGUGCUCUUCUGCGUGGUGGUCUUCGCCCUCAUCCUGGUGGCCAUCCUGGGCCUCUACGGGGCCAUCUUUAGGGUGGUCCGGGCCAACGGGCAGAAGUGCCCGCGCGCUCCUGCCCGCCGCAAGGCCCGGCGGCUGCUCAACACGGUGCUGAUGAUCUUGGUGGCCUUUGUAGUGUGCUGGGGUCCCCUGUUCGGCCUGCUACUGGCUGACAUCUUCGGUUCCAACGUCUGGGCCCAGGAGUACCUGCGUGGCAUGGACUGGAUCCUGGCUCUGGCCGUGCUCAACUCGGCCAUCAACCCCCUCAUCUACUCCUUCCGCAGCCGCGAGGUGCAGCGGGCAGUGCUGGCCUUCCUCUGCUGCAGCUGUCUCUGGUUAGGCCUGCGGGGUCCUGGUGACUGCCUGAUCCGGAUCACCGAGGUCCACUCUGGUGCGUCCACCACUGACAGCUCGCUGAGGACCAGGGACAGCUUUCGGGCUUCCAGGUCACUCAGCUUCAAGAUGCGAGAACCGCUGUCCAGCAUUUCCAGUGUCCGGAGCACUUAGAGCUUGAACCCGCCAGUUGCCAGAGCAAGUGCUGCCCGGGCCUUCCUGGGAGAGGUGAGAAGGGACCGGACACAAGAUCCCGGCCUGCUGGUGACAGGGAACAUGCCGGCAGGUGCCAGGAUCUGUCCACGAAGCCCUACCCCCCUUGUGCUGAACGUCUGGCGAGCAGAGAGUGGCUGGAUCCAGAUCUGUUGGGUCUGGGCCUCACUUUCACCAGGAGGCAAGGGGGCAUUCCAUGUCUGAGUUCACCUACAGGACGGGCACUGCUCUGAGUCACAUGUGGGCAUGUCGGGUGGGGGCUGCUGUAGCGCCUGACCUUGUCACACCCAGUGGUGCACAGUGCUGGGGGUGUGCUGAGUUGGGGGGCAGCUGCUCCAUCCGUCUGAGGGCAGGCACCUUACUGAUAUGUCGUAAGAGCUGGUGGGGCGGGGGACACACCAGUCAGUCCUCCCUCUCGGCAGCGACUUCCCCGUUAGGACAGGCAGCCCACCCCCGGCCUCCAGGACAGCUUCUCAUCUGUGUGGGGAGAACGGACCCACCCACGCCAGGUCUGGGGCAACAUCUUGACCUGGUCCUGUAACCCGAUGGCCUCACCCUUCCGUUUCUGAGUCACGGUGAUGUGCCGUGACAGGGGACAGUUACGAGCCAUGCAUGACCGUGUAAGACUCAUUAAAAUGAGGGAAACCUG
Mesocricetus auratus (golden hamster) is the source of this 4540-nucleotide messenger RNA. RefSeq names its product sphingosine-1-phosphate receptor 4 (gene S1pr4). The record is from RefSeq and is a predicted model, not a curated record. NCBI's taxonomy places the organism in Eukaryota, Metazoa, Chordata, Mammalia, Rodentia, Cricetidae. Gene Ontology annotation, cellular component: membrane. Gene Ontology annotation, biological process: G protein-coupled receptor signaling pathway. Bases 2695 to 3852 code for a protein of 385 amino acids. The transcript has a single exon. Gene Ontology annotation, molecular function: sphingosine-1-phosphate receptor activity.